AUGUCUUUCAUUAACUUGAACUUGUCUUUAAUGAUUGUGGCUGUGCUAUUAUUGAGCACUACAAUGGCUCAAUCUCCAGCUUCAUCUCCAAUCAAAUCCAAGUCACCGAGAAAAGCAAUCUCCCCGUCAUCAUCUGCCGUGAUUCCACCACCCGCUUCUUCUCCUGCCUCCGGAGGUUCUCCUCCUGAACAAUCGGCAUCUUCUCCGGUGAUCUCUCCUUCUUCCAUCUCUGGUCCACCAUCUGAAGCGCCAGGACCUGCUUCCAACGCUGUCGUUUUGAACAGAGUCUCUGUUGCUGCUGGAUCUGCGCUUCUGAUUUUUGUAGCUGCUUUGAUCUUCUAG
Messenger RNA from Vicia villosa (hairy vetch), 342 nucleotides. RefSeq names its product classical arabinogalactan protein 1-like. Bases 1 to 342 code for a protein of 113 amino acids. The record is from RefSeq and is a predicted model, not a curated record. NCBI's taxonomy places the organism in Eukaryota, Viridiplantae, Streptophyta, Magnoliopsida, Fabales, Fabaceae. The transcript has a single exon.